UAUGGAGAUAAAGGUGUGUACAGCAGAUGAAAACUUUAGAUUGGGUAAAGUCAAUGAACUGUUUGUAUAUGAAAAUUUUACAAAAGUUCCAGCUGAAAUGGUCGAAGCUGGAGAUAUUUAUGUUGUCUGUGGUAUAAGUGAUGUCCUUAUUGGUGAAACUCUGGCAGAUAAAUUUGAUGGCUUAGCUUUGCCUGGAAUUAAAAUUGAAGAACCUACUAUGAAAAUGGCAUUUUCAAUUAAUACUUCACCAUUUGUGGGGCGUGAGGGGAAACAUGUGACAAGCAGAAAAAUUAGGGAACGUCUUUAUCGUGAACUUGAGAGGAAUUUGGCAAUGAAAGUUGAAGAUGGAGGGAGAUGA
Cryptomeria japonica (Japanese cedar) is the source of this 358-nucleotide messenger RNA. RefSeq names its product putative elongation factor TypA-like SVR3, chloroplastic. The coding region runs from base 2 to 358 and encodes 118 amino acids. The record is from RefSeq and is a predicted model, not a curated record. Lineage: Eukaryota; Viridiplantae; Streptophyta; Pinopsida; Cupressales; Cupressaceae. The transcript has a single exon.